Molecule: messenger RNA, 4163 nt
Organism: Owenia fusiformis
Lineage: Eukaryota; Metazoa; Annelida; Polychaeta; Sabellida; Oweniidae
Source: the annotation of a GenBank genome assembly
UGCACAUACAUGUAUUAUAAAUAUGUAUAGAUAACGACUAGGUUUUGUUGCUACCUAGAUGAAACAUCUGGUUUAUAUUGAUAACAUAUUGAUUUGAUAUACAAUAAAACAUAUGUGGAAAAGUACAUUUCUGGGCCUAUAUUUCAACAAUAUAGCUUUGGGUCAUUUUGUCUACAUCAUACGUAAUCUAGAUAAAUAUAUAACCAUGUGCUACUGUCCAGCUUGAUUGCGUUUUAAUUUUUGUAUUUGAUUCAAUUUCAGGUAACUGCAAUGGCGGAGCUCCUGUUCAAACUAAUUCUGAUUCUGGUAGGCGUGUCAGGAGGUGCGGCUAUACACCAUGAAUGCGGUUGGACGAUCAACAGUGGGUACCACACUGCUGAUUGCGUACAUCGGGAACUUGUAGCCAUUCCGGAUAAUCUCCCAGAUAAAAUCCAAGUGCUUCAUUUCGAGGAGAACAAUUUGCAGUAUCUGGGAGACAGUGCCUUCAGGAGAUACCUUGAUUUAGUGGAGAUCUAUCUCAAAAACAACAAAAUAGGACGAAUAUCUCCAGAUGCAUUCCGCGGGAUAAUUGCCUUGAAAAUAUUGAACUUGGAGGGAAAUAAAUUAUCGGAAGUACCGAGUGAGAUAUUUGGCCACUUUGAAUCAUUGCGGAUACUUAAUCUGAAAAACAAUCCAAUUAAGGUUCUAACAGAUUCUUCGUUCCCAAACUUGAGUUCAUUGGAGAAGCUGGUAUUGGAAAAUUGUCAUCUUAGCGUAAUACACCCUAAUGCCUUAUAUGGGCUGUCGGAGCUGAAAGAUCUCUCACUGGCUAAUAAUCAGCUUACAGAAUGGGAGUCGAAUCCAGAUACGGAGACACAAAUAUCGAAAUUGCUUGUGUUGCGAAUUUACCGCAACCCAUGGCAAUGUUCUUGUAAAAUACGAUGGCUCAAACAAUUCCUUGAUAAGUCUAAUGUUAACUGGAAUUUCGGAACCGAUACCCCUGUUUGUGCUAGACCUGCCCUCCUCACAGCUAUUAAAUGGGCUGACCUAAGGCCACAACAAUUUGCAUGCAGACCAGAGAUCCUUUCAAAUAGUUCAAACUUUGAUGUUGUUGAACAGAAAAACGCCACGAUCAUGUGUAAGAUUUACGCUGAUCCAAAACCCAGAAUCACAUGGUAUAAAGACAGUAUUCGGAUAGAUGUAUCGCAUCAGCAGACUAAAUACAAUGUUAGUGAGCCUGGCUCAACGACCUUGACGAGCUAUCUCUUCAUUACAAAACUUUCACUUUUAGACACUGGAGAGUAUAAAUGUGAGGCACAAAAUUCUGGUGGAACGGCACAAGUAUUGUUCAAACUGAAUGUAUCACCAAAACAUUUCAAUUACGAUGACUUAACGUCACUUCUCCAAGCAGGCUCAAUAUUUGGAAUCACUGCUGGAGUUCUACUUGUCAUAAUUCUCCUUGCAAUAUUAUUCAUUUAUGGAUACAGAAGAUACAGACAACGCAAACAGGAGUAUAAUAUACUGAAACUUAAACAUGAUAAGCUAAAGACAGUUAGUGAUAAACAUAUGGAUAAAGAACCAAGUCACACAAAUGGUUCUCCCUUUAAAUCCAAGCCCCAUAUACAAUAUACUGUUAUAGAUAAUAUGGACUUGGACCUGGAGCCAAUGGAUGCAUCAACACCUAUUAAGCCUACAGAUACUAUUAAUAAAGGUUCAUCAAGGGAUCUUACACCAACUAGUAUCAACUCUUCUCCAUUCCAUGAUAUAAACCCAAAAUCAGGGGUACAAACCCCUAAAUCAGGGGUACAGGCCCCUAUAUCAGGGGUACUUAAAAAGCAACAGAGUACAGAUCUAGUUGACACAUAUCCAACAUUCAACAAUCAAAAACCAAUAUACGUGAAAAAACAAACAAGUUUCGACUUACACAACACCCCAACGAGGACUAUUGAAUACACAUAUGCUCCUGUUCAGAAGCAGCCCACAAGGCCUACACUAAAUAAAAACCCAGGGAUUUUAAAACAUAGUUUUGAAUCCUCAAGAGACAGUAUAAGUGGAAGUGGGGGGUCAGACAGGGGUGGGGGAUCAGUGAUAGGCGUAGAGGCACCCCAAAAGCCACCCAGAAGCAAUAGUAAUGACCUAGAACAUACUGAUAGCGGCAGCAGUGGUAUAGGUACAAGUAGUUUAGAUGAUGGACGUGAUGGUAAAAUCGCGACAAGGUUUAUGAUGCGUCCUGGAGGUAAAGACGAAUAUGGAACAGCUGUAUAAGAAAAUUACAUAAUAGACUUGAGACUGUAAAUUAUAUAAUGCACCCUAUAAUAUAUUCAAUGAAAUCUAUGUUUGUCUAUAUUAUUUUAUAUGCAAACAAUACAGUUUUACCUGUACAGUUGAAUAGUCUUAUACAGUAUUGCCUGUUUAAGUGGAACAGCUUUGGUAUCACUAAAGGUGUUCCACUUCAGAGGUGUUCCACCUGAAGAGUCUUGGGGCUCUAAAAAGUGUUCCACUUAUAGAGGGGUUCCACUUACAGAUUCAUUCAACUUCGCAGGUUUUACUAUAUGUGUUGUACAUUCAACAAUUCUUCUGGUAGAAGUGCAUUUGAACAUUAGCUUUAUUUUAAAUGGAGCAUGUGUAAUAAAAAAAACAGUUUACAUGAGGGGGUGUGCCUCAUACAUGAAGGCACUUCUCUCUUUACGCAAACAAUGAGCUCAUAGUUUGCAAUUUUCAUCAUUCUGGGUGUUUGCUAUUUACAAGCUUUACUGUAUACUGUACAUCAUUCAGUAUUAAAGUUAUAUGAUUUAAGGUAGGCCUAUUGCAAAUUUACAGAUAUAAAAAUAGAGUAAAUUAACUAGAUUAUUCACUCCAUUUGGUCUACCUUAACAGUAAAGAAGCAGUUCUAUCAUUUUGCGAAGUAUGAACUUUACUUUCUGGCUCACAAUGUGAUUCUAAAAUGUUAAAACCAAUCUGGCAUCAAGUCUCUAUUACCCUACCCUUUGUAUUCGUUUGACUUCACUUCUUAAAAGAGAGCUUCUGUAGUUUAACUAGACUCUGCACGCAGGGUACCAUAUCUAGUACCCAUACUUUGUGCAUGUAUAACCCAGAUUUAUCCUGAUGAUCAGAUCUUAGUACUUUAGGCUGUUAAAAGGAGAGAAAUAGAUGUUGAGUAGCUGGAUUUUUAUCAUAAACAGAAGCUCUCUUUUGAGGAACCAUCAUCAAAUGAAUGGAAAGGGAAACUCAAACCUUUACUUGUAACGGUGUCCAGUGGCAUGUACAGGGUAUGAGAGAGUAUACUUGGACUUGAUGUUAAUUAUUUUGGGCAUAAUUUUGGCACCACAUCAAGGUGUGUAAAAAUAACAACAUAUGUGAAUGAAUCAGGUUUUUAUUAAGCAAUAUAUUAAUGACUUAACUCUUAAGGCAUUAAUUUACUCUUAAUUAAUCAAAAACAGUCUAAAGUGUUACUAUAAAAAUUAGCUCCUAGUAUAUGACAAAAUAUUCCAAAAUGUUAGAGCUAUGAGUAAAACUGUACCAUUGAUGGUAAAUCAUAUAAUAACACAUUUUAUUUAUAUCAAGAAUGACUGAUGUAAUUAUUGCAUGAAUGCGUUUUGCUAAAUGUUAAUUAAGGUACAGAAUGGCUACUAUACUUAACUUUUCCCGAGUACAGUAGUAUACAUUCAAAUGGCUAAACUUGUUGUUUUUCAUUGUUUUAUUAAUUCUAAAAUUCCCUGACACCUUUCAUUUGUGUUGCAUUCUCUAAUUAGUGAAAAUAAUCUAGGAAAAAUGCCAAGCUUUUAUUUACAGUUCUUGGCUGCCUCUAAGCUGUCUUGCCAAGCUGAUAUUUUCCCCAAAAUGAGAAUGUAUUAUGUGUAUGAUGUCAUAGUAGCCAAAAGUGGUAUUUAAAUGAGUUAAAGAGGCAUAUACCGAUUACCAGAUUUGUACAAAUAUCAUCAGCAUUUGCCUCUUUAAAAUUCUGACAAUCAGGUUCAACCAAACAUUUUUUAAUACUUCCAUGUAAUGCACUUAUAUAAUAAAUAUGUGUGCAAUCAUUCGAUGUUGUAACAUUUUAAUAAAUUAUCAAAAACAUACAUGAAUGACUUAAUACUCCUUUUUAACUCAUUUGGGUGAGCUAUCGUAAUCGUCCACCUAUCUGUGGCAUCUGUCCAUCUGUCUGCCUUUGUAUAAAGUCUUCAAUU